Messenger RNA from Lytechinus variegatus (green sea urchin), 2256 nucleotides. RefSeq lists its product as uncharacterized. Gene Ontology annotation, molecular function: zinc ion binding; ubiquitin-protein transferase activity. The record is from RefSeq and is a predicted model, not a curated record. Bases 216 to 2018 code for a protein of 600 amino acids. Lineage: Eukaryota; Metazoa; Echinodermata; Echinoidea; Temnopleuroida; Toxopneustidae. Gene Ontology annotation, biological process: positive regulation of DNA-templated transcription. The transcript is spliced from 3 exons. Gene Ontology annotation, cellular component: nucleoplasm; chromatin.
GAUUACACCUUCAAGUUGUGCUGAAUCGGGAACUACGCCAUCUACGGCGAAUGUCUGAGGAACCUAACAGCCUAAAGAGAGAGUUUACCCAAUCAGUCUGGAUUACACCUUCAACGUUGUGCUGAAUCGGGAACUACGCCAUCUACGGCGAAUGUCUGAUAGACGUAACAGCUUAAAGACAGGGAUUACCAAAUCAGAUCAGUACUCUAAUCAUUAUGGCGGCUAACUUCACCCCAGACCAACAAUGUGAAGGAAAGGAGUGUCAAUCAAUCACAGAUGUGACGUACUACGUGGAGGAGAAGAAGAGACUCUGUGAUGACUGCGCCUCUAAAGAAGGACGCAACGCAAGAGUUAAAAGAGGUGUACCAAAUAUUUAUUGUGAAGAACAUGAUGAAAAGGUAAAAUUAUAUUGUAAAUAUCAUGGCGUUCCAUUGUGUUAUUCAUGCGCUAUGAUCAAACAUCUACAGCCUUGCGAGAGACAAGAUAUAAAUGAUGCAAUAAAAGACAGUGGGGCAAGGCUAACCGUUCUAAAAGAAAAAGGGAGGGACAAAUUGAAAGAAGGUCGUCUUUAUGAAGAUGAAAUAGACCAAUGCACGAAAGACACAGACACCCAUCUACAAGCUUUGAAAGAUGAAGUUAAUUCGAUAAUCAAGGAGGCGAUCAACAUAGAUAAAGUAAAGGAGAAGAUGGAUGCUGACAAAAUCAACCAUAAUUUUGAUGAUCAGAAUCAAGUACUUGAAGAAGAGAUUAUGAAGAUUAAUGAGAAGAUUCGAAAGAACAAUGAAGAGAGAGAAAAACAACUUGGAUUAAUCCAUACAAAUGCACAGAUUAGACAAAGACACAUGGACAAUAAGAAGAUUGGUCUUCAUAAAGACAUUGAUAACAUUGUUAAAGAGAAGGAUAGGAAGAUCAGAGAGUUGAUGAAAUUAUUACAGGAUGACACAAAAACAAUAGAGAAUGCAAUACAGACCAUAGAUACAGUACUAGAGGACGAUAAAAACAUUGUUAAAGACGGUCAUAGUGUGAACAUGUCAGUGAGUGAUAAACUAAAGAAACCCCUUUAUAAGAAUGAUGUGAAACAGACCACUCAUAGAAUAUCAGAUGUGAGGUUUGUGAAGGGUGUUGAGAGAGAGAAGUAUGAUGGUAGGAUUGGUGGGUAUGAUGGCGAGUGGAUGCUUAGUGAUACAAUCAGUGUCAAAGAUAAAUUCACAUCCCCACGGAUUGUUGGUUGCAUAGAUGAAUGUAAUGUGAUCAUCACUGACAGAGCUUUAGGUAGCCACACAUAUAUGUUAGAUAUGAACACGAAACACAUUCAGAGAGUGAUAACGGGUACUGAUACAUCAUAUGUAGUCUCCUGUGCAUUACUGAAUGAUGACAAGUUAGUGUGCGGUAGAUGGUGUAGAGGUUGUACAGGGGACAGUUUGACUGGAUGCAUCAGUGUGUAUGACAGACAAUGGAUGCGCAUCAAUGACGUCACAAUACCCAAAACCACAACGCGCGAUACCUCAUUGGUGGAUGUAGCUGUUGACCGUGAUGGGAUGAUCAUCGCUGCUGAGCGACUUCGGUCUAAGAUAUACGUCAUCAACCCAGCAGAUAGUAAGAUCGUAAAUACCAUCAAAUGUAAAGAGGAAGUACUGAUGCGAGGUGUGCUAUCAUCAGGUCACAUCAUCGCUCAACCUGUUGAUAAAAAAGUACUAAUCAUACACAGACAGGGUGGUCAAAAGGAAAUCCCCCACAGUGAUGUCAUCUUUAAUGUCAGUGUUGAUCCUAUAACAGACGACCUCUACGUUGUGACAUCAGAUGAUGAGUACAAGACGUGUGUGAUUGAUCAGGUGAUGAGUGGGAAUGAAGUGAAGGUAAGAAGAGUGACGUCAUUUCCUCUAUCUACUAGAAUGACUGAUGAGGAUGAUAGGGUGCUUUACCUUGUUAAUUCCCGUGUAAUGAUCUCAUCAUCAGGCAAGAAAAUUGCUUGUGAUGGAGAUAGUAUUCUCGUAUUCGAAAAGAGAAUCUCACUAUAGAAUGAUGAUAUAUCGGGAUCAAUUAUUGGAUUAACUUUGACAAUUUUUGUAUACCAUGACCACAGUGAUACCAUCUUUAGAGAAUUAUUUGCAUCAAUUAUGUUAUUAAGUUGUAGGCCUAAUAACUCUCAGCCAUUUUAAACAUCCCAGUUGAAAAUGAACAUUUUUUUAAUAGGUCCGCAUUCAAGAACAUAUCACUCAUAUGGAAAUAGGUCUCAAUAUCAUUUGUUAAAUCUAU